Kockovaella imperatae is the source of this 612-nucleotide messenger RNA. Its product is annotated as transcription elongation factor Elf1 like-domain-containing protein. Gene Ontology annotation, molecular function: RNA polymerase II complex binding. Gene Ontology annotation, cellular component: transcription elongation factor complex. Lineage: Eukaryota; Fungi; Basidiomycota; Tremellomycetes; Tremellales; Cuniculitremaceae. Gene Ontology annotation, biological process: transcription elongation by RNA polymerase II. Bases 19 to 579 code for a protein of 186 amino acids. The transcript is spliced from 6 exons. The record is from RefSeq and is a predicted model, not a curated record.
ACCUCUGACCCUCGCACGAUGGGUAAGCGGAAAGCAGCGUCGAAGCAGCCAACAAAGAAGAAGUCAGAACCGCUGGCUACGACCUUCAAAUGCCUAUUUUGUAAUCAUGAAAAGGUCGUCUCCGUCAAGCUGGACAAACAGACAAUGUUCGGAAAGCUAGAUUGUAAGAAUUGCAGGCAGUAUUUCCAAACACCGAUAAAUAACCUUUCAGCCGCUGUGGAUGUCUAUUAUGACUGGGUUGAUGCGUGUGAAGAAGCUAGGGCAAGACAACCACCGAAACAGAGACCCAUUCGCGGGCCUGGUCCUACCGAGGUCGGUCCAGUCAGUAUGGACUUUGAAUCUCGACGGCGUCUGGCUGCGAACAAAGACGCUGAAGACGAGGAUGAGGACGCUGAAGGAGACGAGGACGAGGAGGAUGAUGUGGAUGAUCGACCUGUCUCAAAAAACAACGCUGCUCCUGCUCGUCGAGCUCCAGCCGAUUACGAUGAUGAUGAUGAGGAUGAUGUGGACGAUGUGGAUGAUGAGCGAGGAGACAAGCGACGGCGAGCGGAUUUAGAUAGCGAAGAUGACAGCGAUUAGCCCCUUGUUGUAUUUGAGUCAUAGUCCUUCAUG